AUGGAGAAAAAUGAAUUUGAUUUUACUGGAAUAUUUCCAAAUUGUACAGACAAUUUUUUAUGGGGUAUAUACGAACAUAGAAGUAGCAAUAGCCAACAAGAUUUUACUAAAUUAUGUAGUCGUUUUAAAAAUAAUGUAACAAAUAGUGAUUAUAGCACUCAUAAUUUUGUUCAAUAUUGCCAAGUUCUUGGUUUAUAUUUAGAGCACAUAUUUAAUAAAAAAUCAUCGUUAGAACCAAAAUCAUGUUGUAAAUUAUUCUAUUAUAAACUGAAAAAAGAUAUAAUGGAUAAUUUUACAUUAAAUUGUACUGAAGCUAAUAAUUGUUAUAUGAAAAUGAUUGAACAAACAGGUGUUAACAUUAGUAAUGAGAUAUUGGGGGUAUGUAAGGAUUAUUUUGUCCAUGUUGAUACAGACGCAUUAAAAAUAAUGGAAAAUCUUUUUGAAAUAUAUAAGGACAUAAAUCUUUUUAAUACUAAUUCAUCUCAGAGGACCACUACAAAAAUGCAUCCAUUUAAGAGUUCCAUAGAAAAAUUAGAAAAACAUCCUGAUAAGUAUAAAAGUCAACUUAAGACAGAAUUCGAAAAAAUUAUUGAAAUAUGUAAAGGCUAUAAAAAAAAUUGGACUUAUGCUCCUAUAUCUCAUGCCGCAUCUCUUUUAUCAGAUAAAUGGAUAGAUGAAACAAGAAAGAAAAUCAAUGGGGAAGAUACCGGAGAAACAAGAAGUAAUGAGAGACACAGAGAAACGUUGCAAACCAAUGUAUUAGAAGCUGAAGCAUUAAUGGGCACUAUGACAGAGGGUGAAACACACACAGGAAUAAGUAUUGGAACGAUAUUUAUAACUUUUUCAAUAUUAAUAAUUAUGUUUAUUUUAUAUAAGUAUACCCCUUAUUUUUCAUUUUUAAAACCAAGGGAACGAAAAUUAAGAAGGUUACAUAAAAAUAAGAAAAAUAAUAUGGACUUUAUACAUACAUUUGGUGUUGAAUAUAAAAAUUCAGUAGAUAAUAGGUAUAAAAUAUCAUAUAGUUAA
Plasmodium gonderi is the source of this 1026-nucleotide messenger RNA. Its product is annotated as variable surface protein. Lineage: Eukaryota; Apicomplexa; Aconoidasida; Haemosporida; Plasmodiidae. The record is from RefSeq and is a predicted model, not a curated record. The transcript has 3 exons. Bases 1 to 1026 code for a protein of 341 amino acids.